Messenger RNA from Pseudoliparis swirei, 3489 nucleotides. It is a transcript of the gene lig3, whose product is annotated as ligase III, DNA, ATP-dependent. Gene Ontology annotation, cellular component: DNA ligase III-XRCC1 complex. The transcript has 21 exons. Gene Ontology annotation, molecular function: zinc ion binding; ATP binding; DNA ligase (ATP) activity. The record is from RefSeq and is a predicted model, not a curated record. NCBI's taxonomy places the organism in Eukaryota, Metazoa, Chordata, Actinopteri, Perciformes, Liparidae. Bases 95 to 3085 code for a protein of 996 amino acids. Gene Ontology annotation, biological process: DNA recombination; double-strand break repair via alternative nonhomologous end joining; lagging strand elongation.
GGCUCACAACAAUGAGAAGUGCUAGCUUUAUAAGCGUGCCGUCGUAUUUGACUGAGCUUCAUUAAGGUUGUAACUCGACCUCCGUCACACCUGGAUGCAUCGACCACUGGUCUUAUCAGCACAUAAGACGAUCCGUGUCGGCCUCCAGCGCCACGACCUCCGGAGAGCGUGCCGAGCCCUCUCCGUCGCCCCGUGCUUCAAACCUCCAUCGCCAGCUGCUCACGCGCUCCACUUGUGUUUCUCCUCGGCACCCAGACUCCUGCGGCUCGCCCUCCACCGGCGUUUCUCCGACAUGGCGGAGCAGAGGUUCAUCGUGGAGUACGCCAAGCGCGGCACCGCGGGGUGCAAGAAGUGCAAGGACAAAAUCCCAAAGGAGGUGGUGCGCAUCGGGAAGGUGGUGCCCAACCCCUUCAGCGAGUCUGCGGGCGAGAUGAAGGAGUGGUAUCACGUGAAGUGCAUCUUCGAGAAGCUGGAGAAGGCGAGAGCCACCACCAAGAAGAUCGAGGACAUCACGGACCUGGAUGGCUGGGAGGAGCUGGAGGACCAAGACAAAGACAUCAUUAAUAAACACGUCUCGGACCUGAUGGCCAAAGUCAACGCCGCUCCGAAGAAGAAGACGCCGGUCAAGACGAACACCUCCGGUCACCUCCCGGCUCCUCCCGCUGACCCGUCCGUCAACGCGCCGCGGAAGUUCUCGGGCUUCACCGCUACGAAGGCCGGCGGCUCCGGCAGCCCGGCACCGUCCUCUCCCUCGGCCAAUGGCAGCCCCCUGUCCGUCCAGCUGUGCGACCCCCAGCACAAGGACUGCCUCUUCCGAGAGUUUCGCAAGCUCUGCGCCACGGUGGCCGAGCACAACAGCUACAACGUCAAGACGCAGAUCAUCGAGAAGUUCCUCAAGAAGGGCUCGGCCGGAGAUAAAUUCCACGGAGACCUUUACCUCACGGUGAAGAUGCUGCUGCCCGGCGUCGUGAAGAGCGUCUACAACCUCAACGACAAGCAGAUCGUGAAGCUCUUCAGCCGCAUCUUCCGGAGCAACCAGGACGACAUGGUGCGCGACCUGGAGCAGGGCGACGUGUCUGAAACGGUGAGGAUAUUCUUCGAGGAGAGCAAGUCGUUCCCGGCGGCGACCAAGAGCCUGCUGACCAUCCAGGAAGUGGACGCGUCGCUCGUCCGCCUCGCCCAGCUGACCAAGGAGGACGAGCAGCAGACGGAGUUGGAGGAAAUCUCCAAAAAGUGCACCAGUAACGACCUGAAGUGCAUCGUCCGGCUCAUCAAACACGACUUGAAGAUGAACUCCGGAGCGAAACACGUCUUGGACGCCGUGGACCCGAACGCGUACGACGCCUUCAAGGCCUCGCGUAACCUGGGCGACGUGCUGGAGCGCGUGCUGAGGAACCAGCAGGACUCGCCCAGCGGCUCGGGGCCCAAGAAGCUCCUCUCCGUGGAGGCCUCGCUCAUGACCCCCGUGCAGCCCAUGCUGGCGGAGGCGUGUAAGUCCAUCGAGUACGCCAUGAAGAAGUGCCCCAACGGGAUGUACUCCGAGAUCAAGUACGACGGGGAGCGGGUGCAAGUCCACAAGAACGGCGACGUGUUCAGCUACUUCAGCCGCAGCCUGAAGCCCGUGUUGCCUCACAAGGUGGCCCAUUUCAAGGAGUUCAUCCCUCAGGCGUUCGCCGGGGGCCACAGCAUGAUCCUGGACGCCGAGGUCCUCCUGAUCGACACCAACACCAGUAAGCCCCUCCCCUUUGGGACGCUGGGGGUCCACAAGAAAGCCGCCUUCCAUGAUGCCAAAGUUUGCCUGUUUGUGUUCGACUGCAUCUACUUCAACGGCGUGAGCCUCAUGGAGAGGCCGCUGUCUGAACGCAGGAAGUUCCUGCACGACAACAUGGUGGAGGUGAAGGACCGCAUCCUGUUCUCAGAGAUGAAACACGUCACCAGGGCAGGAGACCUGGCUGAAAUGAUAACUCGAGUCAUCAGAGAGGGACUUGAAGGCCUCGUGCUAAAAGACUUGAAGGGCACCUAUGAACCGGGGAAGCGCCACUGGCUGAAGGUGAAGAAGGACUAUCUGAACGAAGGCGCCAUGGCGGACACGGCCGACCUGGUGGUGCUCGGGGCCUUCUAUGGAAAAGGCUCCAACGGGGGCAUCAUGUCCAGCUUCCUCAUGGGCUGCUUCGACCCGCACUCCAAGAAGUGGUGCACCGUCACCAAGUGCUCCGGCGGCUACGACGACGCCACGCUGGCCCGCCUCCAGAAGGAGCUGGACGUCAUCAAAAUCAGCAAGGAGCCAAGCAAGAUCCCCGGCUGGCUGAAAAUCAUCAAGAACUAUUAUCCUGAUUUCAUCAUCCGUGAUCCUCAGAAGGCUCCGGUCUGGGAGAUCACCGGCGCCGAGUUCUCCAAAUCCGAGAUGCACACGGCGGACGGCAUCUCCAUCCGCUUCCCGCGCAUGACGCGCAUCCGCGACGACAAGGACUGGAAGACCGCCACCAACCUGAGCCAGCUCAAGGAGCUGUUCCGCAUCUCGAAGGAGAACUGUGACUUCCAGGUGACGGCCGGCCCGUCGGCGACGGCCCACGACAAGAGCUCCUCGGGGGGGGACAGCGGAGGAAGCUCCCCGACCCCCCCGACCCGCAGGCCUCCACCCAAGAAGACCAACAUCACGCCCAAAACUAAGGUGGUGAAAUCUGAGCCUCGCAGUCCUGGCUCAGAAGCACCGAGUGCUAAGAAGGUGAAGAGUGAGAGCGUCCAGCGUCAGGUGAAGAGUGAGAGCGUCCAGCGUCAGGUGAAGAGUGAGAGCAGUAACGGACAAACGAAGCCAACGUCCAAACUACUGGAGCCACGAAAUGACCCGACGCUGCUGGACAUCUUCAGCGGCGUGAAGCUCUUCCUGCCCGUCUCCCUGCAGGACGUCGACAAACUGCGCCGCUACUUCGUGGCGUACGACGGCGACGUCGUCCCCGACUACGGCGCCUCCUCCGCCACGCACACGCUGGCCGCCGCCGAGGACGCCGGCCACGAGGCCCAGAGGGUGUCGCCCGCCUGGGUCUGGGAGUGCAUCCGCAAGCGGCGGCUGGUUCCCGCCUGCUAGCCGAGAACACGCCAGUCCGUUAGCAUCACGGAAGGAUCCGGACCCCGCGGUCGGGUUGCCGACACAAUGAGAUUAUUUUGGGGAAGUCGAGGCGCUCCGGGUCGAUUACACUCAGGUCUUUGGAUGUCGUUUCCGUACGCGUCGUAUGAAAUGUGCCGCAGACGUCGAGCGUUUUGUUUUUGUUAAAGCAGAAAAUCAUGGAAAGUUGUUUAGAAAAAACUCAUUUUGUUUUUACCACGAGGAAAAGACGUGACAUCAUGUCUGACACGUUUAUGAUGCUUCUGGUUGGUCAAUAAAAAUCACAGCUUGCUAGUCACAGUAAAUAUGUUGGAGACGACAAAAGGAGAAAGGCUUGAGAUGAUGUCAUCAUCCACUGCAUGUCAUAUAAAAGUCAUUUGACGGAU